UAUCAAGUGACACAGAGGAUAUGCUGAAAAACUCAUGCAAACAGUAUUAAUUUACAUUUUAUUUUAAAGCAUUGUAUGUACACUAAGAUUAUUAAGGAAGAAAAAGGAGAAAGAAAAGAAAUUUAACAGCUUAUUUUGGAAUAGAUAUACCUAGUUCUGGCAUGCUGCUAAAAGUCUCUAAGGAGAGGGCUAUAACUGAGGAGAAAGUACAGUGCUCUGUGUGGACCGCAUGACUAGCUUGCUGAUGUGAUGAAGCUCAUUUUGUUCGCUUGUUGAAAGUUUUGUUCCUUACCUAAAAGACUUUCCAUACAGCCAUGCCAGCCCAGCAGAAGAAAGUCAUUUUUUGUGUAGCUGGGUUAUUGAGCUUUGCUUGUGCUCUAUGCAUUGCAGCAGCUAUCGGGACUCAAUUGUGGAUAAAAGGAACAAUACUCUGCAAAACUGGAGCCUUGCUCGUCAAUGCUACAGGACAAGAACUGGAGAAGUUUAUUGGUGAAAUUCAGUAUGGGCUUUUCUAUGGGGAGCGUGUUAGACAAUGCGGGCUCGGAGGGAGACCUUUUCAGUUUUCAUUUUUUCCAGAUCUGCUCAAAAUUAUCCCUGCAAGCAUCCACGUUAGUGUCAUUCUCUUCUGUACAGUCCUGAUUGUCUUUGCUCUGAUUGGAACCGGGUUCUUCAUGUACAAUGCAUUUGGCAAUCCCUAUGAAACUCUGCAUGGCCCAGUAGGAUUAUACCUUUGGAGCUUCAUUUCCUGGUCUUGCGGCUGUCUCAUCAUGAUACUAUUUUCUUCAGAAGUCAAAAUUCAUCACCUCUCUGAGAAAAUUGCAAAUUAUAAAGAAGGAAAUUUUAUAUUUAAAACUAACAGCGAACAAUUUUCAAAUUCAUUUUGGAUCAUCCUAGUUUGCUCCUUAGUGCAUUUCCUGAAUGUCUUACUAAUAAGGCUUGCUGGAUUUGAUUUUCCUUUUUCAAAAUCUAAAGAUUCAGAGACAGUAACUGGAGCUGUUGAUCUCAUGUACUAGAAUUAAGUGAAUUUUUAAACAACAUUUCAAGCAACUUUUUUCAGUCUCACCCACAUUUUCUACCACCAAGUGUAUCUGGUUUUGAAUGACUAGCUCUAAAGAAGUUAAAGAGAAGAAAAAGAUUUGAGAUAAAUGUCAACACAGCCUAUAUCAUAAACGUACAGAAUAUGUGUUACUCAUUGAGGUUCCAUGGAGUAGUACCUUAUCAUAAAAGUAGUCCCAUUUGUCUCUAUGGGAUUAUUUGAGAAAUAAGGUUCUGCUGUACAUAGUGAAGACAAUCUGGCCUUAGGACAUAAAUCAAAUCAAGAAAAAUACAGGCAAUCAUUUUCACCAGCAGAACAGCAUUUGCCUAUAUGUGCGACGGUGGUGUUACACCACAAUGACUGCUACUGUAUCAAGACUGAACUAGGAAUUCCAUUCUCACAAAAGCACAAAGGACCAGUGACCACACGCCUGGUCGCAGACACAGGAUGAAAGAGAAAAGAAUGGAUUGGGCUUUCUUAAAUUAACAAAUGUAGCUCACAGUCUUGCAUACACUACCAAGAAUGGUGCUUAGUGCUACAGUAAGCACUAAUCCUAUACGGGCCCAAUGCUGUAACUACUAACAUUUGAAUCUUAUGUUAUAUUGUUUAUAAUGUUUUGGUUUGAAGUUACUAAGUAUUGUUUUGCAUUUUCUAUUUUAUAAUGGUCAAAUUCAGCAGUAAAG
Messenger RNA from Gavialis gangeticus (Gharial), 1719 nucleotides. It is a transcript of the gene CLRN1, whose product is annotated as clarin 1. The transcript has 3 exons. NCBI's taxonomy places the organism in Eukaryota, Metazoa, Chordata, Crocodylia, Gavialidae. Gene Ontology annotation, biological process: equilibrioception; sensory perception of sound. The record is from RefSeq and is a predicted model, not a curated record. Bases 315 to 1013 code for a protein of 232 amino acids.